UGACCAUAAAAAUUUAUUUUGCUGUUGUACUAUUGCAUUGUUCCUCUUAGACCACCAGUGACUGGCUGUUUAUUACUGUCAUGAGUAAACCUCAACCUAUUGCCGUGCAAGCACCAACACAGAACGAAGCAACGUACGAGCAACAAAAUGUGCAUGAAGUAUACGAAGCAAUAGCAAGUCACUUUAGCGAUACACGUUACAAGCCAUGGCCGGUGGUAGAAAACUUCCUUCAUGGACUUGCUCCGGGAAGCCUAGGUGCCGAUGUGGGUUGCGGUAAUGGCAAAUACAUUGGCGUUAACCGUAAUGCCGUUAUACUCGGAUCCGACAGGAGCUCGAACCUUAUAAAAAUCGUACGAGAUCGAGGAUUCGAGGGCAUGGUGGCAGAUGGCUUGGACUUACCGUAUCGCUCUCACCUUUUUGAUUUUGCGAUAUCCAUUGCCGUGAUUCAUCACUUUUCUACACCUGAACGAAGGCUGGAGGCACUCAAGGAAUUGGUACGCAUUGUGCGACCCGGCGGACGAAUCUUGGUAUUUGUGUGGGCACUGGAACAAACAAAAUUCAGUAAACGAAAUUUCGAGCCAGGAGAACAGGAUGUAUUUGUGCCAUGGAUGUUGACCAAAAAGAAAACCUCGGAAGACAACCAAGAUGAACCACCUAGGGUCUAUAAUCGAUAUUACCACUUAUUUAGAAAGGGAGAGUUGGAUAUCUUAUUCGAACAAAUCCCCGGGAUUACCAUCGAAUCAUCAGGCUACGAUCGCGAUAACCAUUAUGUCAUUGCAAAAACUUCAUCUACUUGAUAGCUAAUAUAUGCCGCACAAACGUUUUCCUGGAAUUUAUUAAAUUCUCCCGAGUCUCUUAGACCAUCCUUGUAUGCCGUAAAAUGGUGAAAGCUCACUACCUAGGAAACGCUGGCAGCUUAUAGCACAGUGUACUUUUGCGUCAACUGAUCUAAUGAAUGCUGCCUUUAUUGAUAAGGGUCUGCUAUUUGAUUUGUCUCUAGAAAGGUUUAGCCAAUAAAGUUGUGUGUGACAGUAUGCACGUAAACAAUAGUGCAUGGCUAAUCAAGGCGUGCGUUACACGAUAAGCUUAAAGGUGGGAUAGUUAAA
Radiomyces spectabilis is the source of this 1106-nucleotide messenger RNA. Its product is annotated as S-adenosyl-L-methionine-dependent methyltransferase. The transcript has 5 exons. The coding region runs from base 81 to 797 and encodes 238 amino acids. NCBI's taxonomy places the organism in Eukaryota, Fungi, Mucoromycota, Mucoromycetes, Mucorales, Radiomycetaceae. The record is from RefSeq and is a predicted model, not a curated record. Gene Ontology annotation, biological process: tRNA wobble uridine modification. Gene Ontology annotation, molecular function: S-adenosylmethionine-dependent methyltransferase activity; tRNA binding. Gene Ontology annotation, cellular component: nucleus; cytoplasm.